Messenger RNA from Strongylocentrotus purpuratus (purple sea urchin), 3081 nucleotides. Its product is annotated as carbohydrate sulfotransferase 1-like. NCBI's taxonomy places the organism in Eukaryota, Metazoa, Echinodermata, Echinoidea, Camarodonta, Strongylocentrotidae. The transcript has 2 exons. The coding region runs from base 1114 to 2448 and encodes 444 amino acids. Gene Ontology annotation, biological process: N-acetylglucosamine metabolic process; sulfur compound metabolic process. Gene Ontology annotation, molecular function: N-acetylglucosamine 6-O-sulfotransferase activity. The record is from RefSeq and is a predicted model, not a curated record.
UAGGAAGGAAUUCCGUGAAUACUAUGGGCACCGAAAUCGGCAGCCUAGCAGAGCCGGGUAAUAUUGGAGUGCCUUGAGCCCCUUGCAUGGUGGAUAUGUGCGCUAUAUAAAUAUCUGAUAUUAUUAUUACUAUUUUUUUUUUAUUGCACUGAAUUACAGGUGUAUGCUCAGAUUCAAGAUAUACUGUACAUGUAGUUUUAGAACAAAGACUACUCAGCUACUGUCUGUAUUAAUGAUGGUAAGAAAGAUCGAGUAUAAUGAAAGCUGGACAAGUUCUACAGAGAAUUUGACCUUUACAGAAAGGAAGUAGAGCAAUGAUAAUAUAUCAAGCAGACUGCAGUAUAGACUUGUGUGUGCUCAGUUGAACUUGUAUGAAGAAACGUUGUGUAAAUAAUCAUCGUAUAUACAGACUGGAUCCCAACAUCGUAUAAAGAAACGCUGUACAAGGAAACUAUAGAAACUAGUUUUUAAUGAGGUCGGAUGACAUGAAAGCUGGCCUGUUAUUAAGGGCAUUUGCAAUAGUCCCGCCCAGUUUUACAGUUUUUGUAGAACGGGAUGCUGCUUCUGUGGUCAUGUACGAUUGACUGAGAAAGAGAGGAGCUUGAGGAGAGGAAGUCGUCUUGAAAAGUCAUUCACCAGAGGGGCAUGCUUGACAGAUCGUCAUGGUGACUCAUCCAAGGGUACUCACUCAAUUUGUAGGAAAUGCCUUUAGAUCGUGACCGAGAUCACUGAGCAGUUUGCGGCCUGCGUGAGGGAUCUACGAUGCCAUGUGUUUUCUGCAUGUCUGAUGCUUUGGAGUGUUCAUGAAGGAUCAAGUGUGCACGUGUGUCCUUCUCAAAUACCUAGGAAAUUUUGCAGCUGUGUUCACAUGCGACGGAACACACUGUAGCACCUGAAGCCGUGUUGACACUGCCUGAUUAUGAAGCCUCCUUUGAUUCAAUACGCUCUUGAUUUGUUUACACUCUCUGGAUGGUUGUGUUUGGACUCUCUGGAUGGUUGUGUUUGGACUCGUGAUGCGUGACGUUGAUGGAUCAUACAUUGAAUCGGUAUCGUAAGAGAUAGAACAUUGUUUAAUACGGGACUGUUGCCUAGAAAUAGGGAAGUUGAGGCAAUAUGAAUCGGUUCGUAGCAUUUGGGAUCAUCUGUGUGGCGGCCAUCUUGUUUUCAUUGGUUGCAUACAGUAAGCUGUCGGAGAACGGGGUAUCCAGGAGAGGUCUUACAGCGAUCGUCAGCAGCACGAAGGAUGCAUUGGUCGAUCAAGACCAGGAGGAGCCUUUUAAUUCACAUUUAACCCUUCCGAAGCUGCCAACUUUCAGAUCAAAGGAGGUAACGUUCCCCGAUGAGAGUUCUUCCGACAUCUCCAGUUCUGCGGACGAAGGAUUUGGUGAACUCGCUGAACUUGUAAACACUCCGAAUGAAGUCCAAGAAGAGAAGACACCUAGGGAGAAUGAUGAUAAACCUAUUGUUAUUGUAGUACUAGCUCGCAUGAGGACAGGUUCAUCAUUAGUUGGCGAGCUUUUCAAUCAGAACCCGUCAUUUUUUUACAUAUUCGAGCCUCUUCAUGCGGUUGAUAGUUUUAUUCGUCACCAUGCUGCAGCUGAAGUCCGUCGCCAGGGAAUCUCCGUUUCUCUCCUGAGCAUGCUCGCAAAAUGCAAGUUUACACCGGAAUUCAUCGACAGCUAUUCAAAAUGGCCGCUGGGGAAAUCAAAGAGCAGCGGAUUGUUGCCAAUUUGCAAAAUAACCGAUGGCUGUAGCCAUGCUUCACAUCACCUCGUAGAAGAAAGAUGCAAAGCUUUUGGAGGCCGCAUCGGCAUGAAGACCAUCAGGGCGGAUCUGAAUAUGCUGAAAACUCUUGUAGAGAAAGAUCAUAUCAAUCUUAAAAUCAUUCAUCUGGUACGAGAUCCCAGAGGAACUGCUAAUUCACGCCGUUCCUAUUACGGGAAGAAGGUCCACUUGUCCAAAUCUAAACAAAUUCCACUUAUAUCGCUUAAAAACUUGGGGCUUUUAGAGGAGCACUCGCGCUAUCAUAUUAAUACCAUCGUUAAUUAUUGUAAGUGGGUACGGGAUAAUGUCCCAUUGGCCAAGUCGAGACCCACCUGGCUGGAGGGUCGCUAUAUGCUUGUUCGCUAUGAAGACCUAGCUCUGAAUCCUGUCAAGGCAUCCCAGGAGAUCUAUGACUUCGUAGGUCUGACCAUGCCCGCGAACAUUCAGGAAUGGGUGCGUAACAAUACCAACGAGAAUAACAUUCAGAACAAAACCUUUGGCAUGCAGAAGAACUCGAAGGAAGUCAUGCAGAGCUGGCGCCACUCGUUGCCCUACGAAGAGGUACUCCAGGUGCAGAAGGUCUGUGGAACAGCCAUGGCGAUUGGUGGGUAUAGGCAAAUACAGAGCCCAGGUGAUCAGACAGACAUGUCCUUUGAUACAAUGGAAACCCUUUUUGGAUGGUGAUAGAUUAUAAUUUGGAGAGCUGCAGAAUAACCAUGGUGACUGGUGGAUGUAGGACAGUUCAGAGCCCAAGUGAUCUAAUAAUCCUGUCCUGUGAUACGAUAGAACCCCAUGUUUGGAUGGUGAUAGAUUAUAAUUUGGAGAGCUGCAGAACAGCUAUUGUGAUUGGUAGGUGUAGGACAGUUCAGAGCUCAGAGGAUCUAACAAAAGUGUCCUUUUAUACGACCGAACACCUUUCUGGAAUAGAUGCUGAUAGAACUGUAGAUUGGGAGAGCUGCUGAUCAGCCAUGGUGAUUGGUACGUGUAAGGCCGAACAGGGCCCAAGUGAUCUAAUAAACGUGUCCUUUGAUACGAUAGAACACCUUUUUGGAUGGCACUAGGAUUUUCUGGGGGUUCCCUGGAACAGCCAUGGUGCUUUAUAGUAGAUAUAGGGCAGUACAGAGCCCAGAGGAACUCAUCAAUACAUGAAGGCCCCCCCCCCCCCCUCCCCCAUGGGGUGGAUGGGGAGGGAGGAAUGAUAAUUGGACCGGUUACUGUUUAAUAAAUGGCUGAUGUUGGUUUCAUCACUUUAGAUCAGCGUUUUUCAACUGGGAUGCUCAAGACAUCUCCUGGGGUGCAGUAAAAAGAAAUAAAGUU